AUGGCUACGUCUAGCGUCACUCCCGGUGCUCUUGCCUUUGUGGGACCGCCCCACCUACCAUCCCUGGAAGGCUUUUCCUACCUCUCUAUUGUUCGGGUCCAAGGCAAUUCAGCUAUCGUGAGGAAGACCGGGUCGGACACGAGUGACGACGGACCAGAAUUCGACGUCAAACUGGCCGUGCUGCGCCAUCGCAUCGUCGAAUCCGUGGAGGCAGAAUUGUGGCCAGGAUCCUACGUAGGCCACCCCAUCGCGUUUGUCCAGUCGGCCGGAGAUAGCAGCGACCAAUGGGCCUACGGACUCGUUACAGGAUAUUCGAUGCAAGACCAUAUUGCGCAGCUCCACGUCCGCCAUGAGGCACAAACAGUAUGCGUGCAGCUUCGUAGUACGUCGACGGUAAUUGCAAUCGACCGCCUCAAUUACGCUCUUCAAACGGGGGCUUCGGUGAAUAGUAUGGUCCUUAAUGCAUUGGAGCUACUGGACAAGCAGAACCAAGUAAUCGUGGCAUGUGGCAAGAGCAGGUCCGGUUUACCGUCAUGUGUGACAUCGACCCUGCUUAGUGUUCCGUACGAACCUGAUCAACGUGUUCCCCUAAUACGACCGGACACACUCGCAAUCGCGUACGUCCGCCGACAACACAUCGUGGACUGCGAGUUGACUGCCCGAGGCAAAACCUCAGCUGAUGUGUUUAAGGACCCUGUACUGGAGGAGAAGGAGGCUGCUCCAGACACCAGAACUAACACCGUUAUGCCCAACGUUUCGACUAACGACGUUGAUUUAACAUUCAGUGAUUCAGAUGACGAAGGAAACGCCAGUGCUAACACAACGAGGCAAGCGGCCAUCGACUUGGUUCGGCUUCAGAACCGGCCUCUAGACAAACGAGCGCGAUACGCCGAUACGGAUAUUCAGGAACUGUUCAUGACAAGCGAUGCCGACGUCCCGACAUUGGAGACGCGUGCGGAUAUUCACUCCUCGAUGUUUCGCCCUUCGCAAGUCGAGAGUCAAGUUCGCAACGCCAUCGCGCACACUGGAACGUUAGGUAAAAACGCUCAAGCUGUUCUUGAAGCUGCUCAACAAGCCCGGCACACCAGAUUUCUCUCAACACCACCAGUUCUCCGUGCGGCAUAUGACCUCAGUUUUGGUAUCAGAGGCUUAUCCCUGAUGCACUUCCGACGUAUCUUCGAAGGGGUCGAGGCGCAGUAUACCACAGACGCUGUUAAUAUGGCCAACUUCGGGCGCUCCAACUCCCACCAACCUGCGAACCCGCCAGCCAACAUCGGAGAGAUUGUCGAUGCCUUUGACAAUCUGCUGUACUUCGCAAAAUGUUUUUACAAUACAACCGUCUGCGACUUCAUCAAGACGGGAUCCGAGUUUAUUGUGGAAUAUGCAGCCUUCGCGCGACCCGAUGCCUCCACCUGCACUAUGCUGGUGUACUGGAUAAACUCGAAGCUAGGGAAGUUUCGAAGUCUGAUUAUAGCAUCCAAUAUCCAAGCAGCAGCUCUCGUGGGUCGAGAGUUCACGCGGAGUGAUGGCCAUCUCAUGGAGCUGUACCAGGCCCAACAAGAUCGCCGUGUGGCAGCUAUAGUCGCAUCCGGACCAACACGUCCAGCCCCAAGCACUAAGCAGCACCAUCCUCGCGAACACAAGACUGCUAAAGCCUCGAUGGUACCUAAGGAACUUCUCGCUGUGCUUCCCAAACAAGGCAACAAAGUGAUGUGCAUGCGAUAUCUGUCGAAGAAAGGCUGCACUGGACCAGUACCAGGGAAGUGCUUUGACCCCAACCGCGCGCACUUUAAGCCGUUAGCCUUACCGGCCGACGCAAAGUCCUGGAUCGAUAAACACUUUCUCGGUCUAGCCUCUGACUUCAGUGAUCUAUGA
This is a messenger RNA of Phytophthora nicotianae INRA-310, 1875 nucleotides long. RefSeq lists its product as hypothetical. The transcript has a single exon. The record is from RefSeq and is a predicted model, not a curated record. The coding region runs from base 1 to 1875 and encodes 624 amino acids. Lineage: Eukaryota; Oomycota; Peronosporomycetes; Peronosporales; Peronosporaceae.